GCUGACGUCACAAGAGAGGUGGGGUCUUUAGGAUGGUAAAGGGUGGUGGUAGUGGGUGUAGUCGUGUCUCAGUGGAGGCUCGGACCCUGUGACUUGAGAACCCCACCACCCCGGCCCACCCGCACCAGAACGAGUGCAUGUGAGUGUGCGCCCCCACCACCCCCCCCACCCCGAGAAGUGAGUCAUGUCGGACCCCAGGGACAUCGAUGAGGACGCCAUCCUCAAGGGCCUGAGUCCCGAAGAGCUCGACCAGCUGGAUUAUGAACUGCAAGAGCUGGACCCCGAGAAUGCCAUGCUGCCAGCUGGUAUGCGGCAGCGUGACCAGACAAAGAAAAACCCGACGGGACCGUUUGACCGUGACGCUCUGAUGCAGCACCUGGAGAAGCAGGCCAUGGAGCACCCAGACCGAGAGGAGCUGGUGCCUUUCACGGGGGAGAAGAAAGGAAAAGCCUUUGUGGCAAAAAAAGCGGCUGAGAUUCCCCAGCACGAGCAGGUCAUCUUGGAGCCCGAGCUGGAGGAGGCGCUCAAAAAUGCCACCGACGCCGAAAUGUGCGACAUUGCAGCCAUCUUGGGCAUGUACACACUGAUGAGCAACAAGCAGUACUACGACGCUCUGGGCACCACCGGAACUAUCGCCAACACGGAGGGCAUCAACAGCGUGGUGAAAGAAGACCCCUUCAAGAUCUUCCCCGACGAGCCGCCCAACCCCACCAACGUGGAGGAGACGCUGGAGAGGAUCCAAAACAACGACAGCAGCCUGACCGCAGUCAACUUUAACAACAUCAAGGACAUUCCCAUACCGACACUGAAGGAGAUCUUCGAGGCAAUGAAGGGAAACUCUCACGUGGUGGUUCUGAGCAUCGCCGCCACUCGUAGCAACGACCCCGUGGCCUACGCAUGUGCGGAGAUGCUGCAGGAGAACACCAACCUGCAGAGUCUUAACAUCGAGUCCAACUUCAUCACUUCCGACGGCAUGAUGGCCGUCAUCAAGGCCAUGGCCAGUAACGCCACGCUGGUGGAGCUCAAAAUCGACAAUCAGCGACAGAAGCUCGGCGACUCGGUGGAAAUGGAGAUCGCCGCCAUGCUGGAGAACAACUCCAGCAUCCUUAAGUUCGGCUACCAUUUCACGCAGCAGGGCCCGCGCGCCCGCGCCGCCAUGGCCAUGACACGGAACAACGACAUGCUUCGGCAGCAGAGGCUGAGAUGAAGAUGAAGGGUGGAAGAACUCGUCACUUGUCACGCAGAGCAUCUUUUAUUUUAUUUUAGGACAUGUGACAUGAUGAUUCAUCUCAUGUGUGGGGGGAAGGAGCGUCUGUAAAUACUUUCAAUAAAAUAUUUAUUCAAA
This is a messenger RNA of Hippocampus comes (tiger tail seahorse), 1345 nucleotides long. It is a transcript of the gene tmod4, whose product is annotated as tropomodulin 4 (muscle). The record is from RefSeq and is a predicted model, not a curated record. The coding region runs from base 185 to 1207 and encodes 340 amino acids. Gene Ontology annotation, molecular function: tropomyosin binding. The transcript has 10 exons. Gene Ontology annotation, biological process: muscle contraction; myofibril assembly; pointed-end actin filament capping. NCBI's taxonomy places the organism in Eukaryota, Metazoa, Chordata, Actinopteri, Syngnathiformes, Syngnathidae. Gene Ontology annotation, cellular component: striated muscle thin filament; myofibril; cytoskeleton.